Molecule: messenger RNA, 2323 nt
Organism: Dufourea novaeangliae
Lineage: Eukaryota; Metazoa; Arthropoda; Insecta; Hymenoptera; Halictidae
Gene: Zip71B
Product: zinc transporter foi
Exons: 10
Coding region: 1-2313 (770 amino acids)
Biological process (GO): intracellular zinc ion homeostasis; zinc ion import across plasma membrane
Cellular component (GO): membrane
Molecular function (GO): zinc ion transmembrane transporter activity
Source: RefSeq, a predicted model, not a curated record
AUGUCGCAUCAUUUUGUCACAGUUUGUGUAGUGUGCGUUUUAUGCACCACGCAUACUCCUUGCUCAGCACACACUGAACUCUCGAGCAUGAAACAGACAACUCGUGAUUAUGUGAACUCUGAACAUGUACUGGGUCCUAAUGAACAGUUACAGCCAUUGUGGUGGUCGCUAAUUAAAUUUAAAGAAUCGCAAGCAAAGGAUAAUAGAAAAGAAAAUUUACAUAAUUUAGGCACCUAUAAGAAUAGUGCUGUUAAAUUUUCUAGUAAUGUAUCAAACAACAAUAAUGGUAAUAAAAUGUCAACACUGUUGAUGCCGUCGGCCGUAGACGAAACUCGUACAAAGAGAAAAACCCUGCAGAGUAUGAAAGUUAAUAAAAAUGUUCAAGAUACUUAUGUUCCAGUGAUAGAUGAACAUUUUACAACUGUAAAAUACUUAGAAAUAAUAGAGAGAUUAGGACAGAUUGAAAUAAGUCACAAUGGGGAAUUAAAAUCUGUACAAUCUACAAAAGAUUCGAAUUCUAUCAACGGAAUCAGGAGGAAAAGGAAUGUAGAUAUUAUAGAUGAAAAGUACUUCAUGAGGAAAAUUUUCGAAACUUACGGAGAUGGUACUAGCUUGACAAUGGAAGGUUUCGAGAAGUUAUUAAGGAAACUAGGAUUACUAAGAUUACUUACAGAUAUAUCUAGAUUGGAGGAUCCUAAUAUUGUUACUAGUCAUGAAAAUCCAUUAGAGAAAUCAAAGAAUAUACAAAAUAAUGGCCUAACAGAAUACGAGAAUGGAAUUCGAAAAGAACGGUGCUUAAGUAGCAAAGAAUUAUUAAGUACUGUUGCGAGAGAUAUGCCCUACAAUUCCAUCACUAAUAAUAAUACAAAAUUACCAAGUUGGCUUUUCGAACGUGUGUGUCCAGCUCUUGUUUACCAAUUAGUAGGUGAAUCGAGUUCAGAAAGAAAUGGCUGCAUUCUUGUACCGGAGAAUUAUAAACCAGUAAUAGUCACUAAAUACCUUGGAGAGGAUGUAUCGCGUAACAUGGUUCAAGUGUGGGCCUAUUCUAUAAUCAGUAUUCUAAUAAUUAGUCUCUGUGGUUUAUUCGGUGUAGCUGUCAUACCUUUUAUGGGUAAAGUAUACUAUCAUCAAUUACUACAGUUUUUGGUCGCUCUUGCUGUCGGAACAUUAUGCGGCGAUGCUCUUAUUCAUUUGUUACCCCAUGCAAUGAUGUCGCACGAUCAUAAUCAUGAUCACGGUCACGAUGAAAAAGAUCACGUUGAUAUAGAUCAUAAGGAACAGCAUAAUUUGAAUAUGUUGAAGGGGCUAGUUUCAAUGAUGGGUCUUGUACUAUUUUUUUUCACGGAGAAAGCCCUGACACUGGUAGCAGAAUGGAGAAAACUUCGACAGCGUCGUAAUAAACUCCCAUCGCGUGUUAGAGUAAUGCGAGAGACGGAUGGACCAAAUAGCAACGUUGUCGGCGAGAAACUUUGCAAACACAAGUAUUCAUCAUAUCCUUAUUGUUACGGUGAAAUUAACACAGAUGCUCAAGAUAAUCACCAUAAUCGUCAGCACAAUAAUCACGAGAGGCCUCCUGUCAUCGAAGAAGAGAAACCAUUGACAUCGAACUGUAAUUCAGUAUCGAAAAUAAUGACAAAUGACGUGGAAAAGAAACCCAAUGAGGAUUGGAGAUUAGACGAUUCGAUUGUAAAUACGAAGAAAAAUACGGACGGUGCUGAUAUACCGUUAAACAAAUCUGAAAGUUAUACCGUUAUUAUACGCGAGCAUGAAACGAAACACCAUGGUCACACUCAUUCCCACGGUCACGUCCAUUCUGCUCCAGAAUCGAUGUCGAGCGUUGCUUGGAUGGUGGUUAUGGGCGAUGGUUUGCAUAAUUUUACAGACGGUAUGGCAAUAGGUGCUGCGUUCUCAGCGAACAUAGCGGGUGGUUUUUCAACGGCGAUAGCUGUAUUUUGCCACGAGUUACCUCAUGAAAUAGGAGACUUCGCAGUUCUGUUGAAAGCGGGAAUGAGCGCUAAGCAAGCUGUCUUUUACAAUCUGUUAUCUUCCAUACUCUGCUUAUUUGGUAUGAUAUUCGGUGUGCUGUUGGGUAGCACUCCUGCUGUGAGCAGCUGGAUGUUUGCAGCUGCUGCAGGAAUGUUUAUAUAUAUAGCAUUAGUAGAUAUGAUUCCAGAAUUAUCUUCAAGUCAUUCUGCGGAACGUAGUUCUCAUUGGCAGUGUAUUCUACAGGCGUUAGGGCUAUCGUGUGGCCUUGGAAUAAUGUUAAUUAUAGCGCUCUAUGAACAGGAUCUUAAGAAUAUGUUCAGUGAUUAAAUUUACAAAG